CCUGGGGCUCAUCCCGGCCUGUUCCGGGCCCCGUGCUGGCCUAUCCCGCCCGCUGCCCCGGCCAUGGCGCUGCCCGUCGUACACAGGUGCCUCCAACUCACUGAUGAAAAUGAGCAGUUAGUCAAGAAGGUGAAAAAACUACACAUAAAAAAUAAGGAGCUAGAAAGGAAUCUGGGUCAGAUCCAACAGCAACUGUAUCUGCAGCCCUUAAUGCAUGGCACAAGCAGAGAUGUUCAGGUUCAAACAGAAACCCAUUUAUGGCCUAAGGGUGGAGACAGCAAGGAUCUGGUUCUAGAGAGUGACAGUGUCAGACUGCUUCAGAUGUAUAAUGAGCUACAGAAGCGUUACGUUAAAGAAACCAAAACAAACAAGGAGCAAAGUGAAGCCAUUAAAAAUCUCACUAUUAAAAUUAAUGAGCUAGAGCAUAAUCUUCAAGAGCAGAGGCAAAGAAUUGAGCAACUGGAAUGUAAAAAGGUUUCUUGGAAAACUAGUGCUGUUUCUAGAAAACGAAGUCAAACCCCAGAGGGAGGAGUAGCUUCUCACAAGGACAUUUCUGCAGACAAGGAAGCCUGUUGCAGUAGAUAUUUAGAGCUAUUGUUGAAGGAGAUUAAAAAGCUGAAGAAAGAAAAUGGAAAGUUGUCUGCAGAAAAGAGAGCACUAAAAAAUGAAUUAGCUGGAUUAGACAAGGAUUUUUUUGAAGAGGUAGAAGAUCUAAAACAUGCUGUACAGGAAUCUGUGAAACUCAACAAUGAGUAUGAAAAGUGCUUGAAACAAAUCAGUGUAAUGUAUGGACUUCCUUUUACUGCACAUUUGUAACUACUGGGUAAUUUAAUGUCAGGUAGAGUUUCUACAUAUUUUUUAUAAUUACUGCAACAUUUAAACCUACCAUUGCUUAAGUGGUACCAUAGUUUGAUAAUAUAGAUUCAGCAAUGUGAUCUCAUUAUGACAAGUGCUUGGAAAUGUUGUAUUUUGUGACCUAGAUUUUGUUUGUUUGUGUAUAUAUUUAAAUAAACUCUGAUCUGCAUAAAUUCAACUAAGUUUCAAACCCAUCUCUUUCACACUUGCAGAAUAUAUUCUGGUUAUGGGUGUGUAUGGGAAUGAAAUGGAAUUGUUUUGUUUUUCAGAUUUUCCCAAUUUAUCCUUUUCUGUAAGCUACAUAAAAUCAAAGUGUCUGUGUAGAUUUGUCAGUCUGUGUGAAUUUCAGCACGAAGGAUAUGCUAAUGCAAACAAAUUAAUUAUAUCAUUAAAUUAUUGCAGAGGGAUUUCUUAAAGGAAAAAAUGCUAAAUCUCUGCUUGGAAUUUUUCUUCAAUCCCAAUAAUAAGUGAAAAAUUGUGAAUGAAGGAAGGAUUUAGUGUUCAGAAUUGGAAAGUGUAUUCAGAGCAUUUUGCAUCAUCAAAAGAAUAAUUCGUCAGAAGCUCUUUUUUGAUUCAAGAGCAUGAAGAACUCUGGUAUUUGAAGAGCUGAGAAGGAAAGUGGGAGUGCAGAAAGUCACAGUCCAUGAGGCAGAAAUGUCGUGUUGCUUCAGAGAGGGCGAGCAGGGAAUGGAAGGAGACAACUCCCAGUUACAUGUGUAGCUUGCAGAACCUUCGGAGAUUCGAAUCUCAGCCUGUUGGUAAUGACAUGCCACAAAAGUUUAACAUAGUUACAUUGCAGAACUAUGUUUUUCUGAAAGGUGCAGAUCUCUACCUUUGUGACAUUGUGGUGGUAGAGCAGUGAAAACUGCUUAGGGUAGAAAGACUUAAUACAGCUUCUUCAGCUUCAUAAAAAUACAUGGACACUCCUGAAGGAUAGGACUAGGAGUAGGAUUAGGAUUUCAUCCUUAGGACUGAAAGACUUGUGUCCCACUUGGUUUGUUAGGACAGUUUUAUGCAGUUGUAAUUUAAUAAAGAAAUUUGCCUCAAAGCAUGUGCAGUGUUCAGAGUUGCAUAUUCACCAAGUGAUAGGGUAAAGCUCCAGAACUCCUUGUGCCUGCUCUGGCUAUAGAUCCCUUGUUUUGUUCUUGGCUCAUUGUAAAUUAAACCUGGAUAAUGUUCUGAACAAGAGUUGGGAAAGGGAAACAAAAGAGGAGCAAUGCAAAUCUGUGUUGCCAGUAAACCUCAUGGAAGAAAAUAAGGAGGAUAGCAUGCAUAACAGAA
Molecule: messenger RNA, 2136 nt
Organism: Melospiza georgiana
Lineage: Eukaryota; Metazoa; Chordata; Aves; Passeriformes; Passerellidae
Product: centrosomal protein of 290 kDa-like
Exons: 7
Coding region: 64-816 (250 amino acids)
Source: RefSeq, a predicted model, not a curated record